GUGAACUGGUACAGUGGUUCUGUUGUUGUUAUAGCUGUCUGUAGCGAUCAAAUUUGCGACUCUUUAAAGCGUUCGCGGUCCGUUUAUUUUGCUGUAUGUAGGUUUCUUUGAGCUGCAGGCUCUCGGGUGGACCAGUCUGUCAGGUUGAGCCGGUUGCUGCGAUGGCGGAUCCCAACGACGUCAGUCUGCAGCCGGAGGAGCGGGUCCGCGCUCUGACCAAAAAGGGCAGCUCGGUGGAGGUCAACGAUGACGUGCCGCCGCGACGCUACUUCCGCUCCGGCAUGGAGAUAAUCCGGAUGGCCCACAUCUACACGGAGGAGGGCAACAUCGAGCACGCCUUCGUGCUUUACAAUAAAUACAUCACGCUUUUUAUUGAAAAACUUCCCAAACAUCGGGAUUACAAGACGGCAAAUAUUCCGGAGAAAAAGGACACAGUAAAGAAACUCAAGGAUGUGGCGUUUCCUCAAGCAGAGAUUCUUAAACAAGCUCUUUUAAAAAGAUUUGAACAAGAAUAUGCGCAGUAUCUGGUCAAAAAGAAGGCGGAGGAGGAGGCCUUGGCGCGGGAGCAGUCCAGGCAGCGGGCGCUGGACGCCGAGCGGGAGCGCGUGGCCCAGAUGCAGCGGCGGCAGCGGGAGCAGGAGCAGUUCAGUGCCUUCGAGGAGAUGAUCCGCCGCCAGGAGCUGGAGAAGGAGCGCCAGCAGGUGCUCCUGGAGUUUGCCACCCCGGCCACGCCUUCCACCGACACGCCCCUCAUUCCUGGCGUCCAGGGCCCGCCGGUGAUAUCCCCCAUAACCCCGCUGAGCCCCAGGGAUCUGCCUGGCGCCAACGACUAUCAGUACUCCCGUCCCGCCGCCACCCCAGGCACGCCGGCCACGGCCACACCCAGCUUUGACCGCUCGCUCAAACCCGGCUCUCUGGUCAGCCCAGGGAACAACAACACGAUGGUGGAUGCCGUCCGGCAGCUGGCCGUUCCUGCUGAGCUGUGCCGGAGCUUCCUGAGGCUGGCUGAGGCCAACACCAGCCGAGCUGUGGAAACCUGUGGCAUCCUGUGUGGAAAACUGACCAGAAACGCUUUUACCGUGACUCACGUCAUCGUCCCGAAGCAGUGCGGCGGGCCGGACUAUUGUGACACGGUAAACGAGGAGGAACUCUUCCUCAUCCAGGACCAGCACGACCUCAUCACCCUGGGAUGGAUACAUACUCACCCCACUCAGACGGCCUUCCUGUCCAGCGUCGACCUCCACACGCACUGCUCCUACCAGAUGAUGCUGCCCGAGGCCAUCGCCAUCGUCUGCUCACCGAAAUUCAACGAAAUCGGCUACUUCCGGCUAACCGACCGAGGAACAGAUGAGAUUUCUUCGUGUAAACAGAAGGGGUUCCACCCUCACAGCAAAGAGCCGCCUCUCUUCACGCACGCGGGACAUGUGAACAUCACCGACGACUCCGUGUGCAUGAUGGACCUGCGAUGAUCUCCUUCAAACCAAACACUCAAGGACUGUUUUAUCAAAGACAACCUGUUUUACUGGAAGAAAAGCAAAAAGCCAGAAACACUCAUUUUAUUUCCUGGACGGUACUGAGAAGAAGGCCGGCCACAUGUUUACCAUUUAAGUUGGAAAAAAACAAUUUUUCUGCUCUGUAGGAAGAGAAAUCCACACAUUAUUGCACUUUCCAAGUAAGAAACUACUAUCAGACUUGUGGACUUCUGAACCUCUGGUCUUUUCCACACCUCUCUUUUUCUUUCCUUUGCGUUUUUUAUUAUUAUUAUUAUUAAGUCUCUGCUCUGCUUUUCUCCUGGAGUCAUGUUUGUCAGUGACAGCUGACGGGAGAGAGUUUGGUUCUGCCUAACAGAUAAAGUGCCAAGGAUUUGGACAUUCAUACGUUGUUGAGUUGUUAUUUUUUUUUUUAUUUCCCACUGUGCAAGGCCCUGUGUGAAGCCAGGGUCCAAACUCUUCCGGGUUUUCGUUCCUCAGCGUUUGAAGCGCUCUAACUUAUGACCUGCAAGCUCAGCAGUAACUCAGGUACACAGGCACUGCUGCUGUUCCCGCCCUGCAUUUUAAUUUGCCUUUCUUCACCAAAUGAAACGUUUGCUUCUAAAAUGGUUUAUGACGGAACCAUCUUUUUAAUCGUUUCUUGGUGUUUUCAGAGAAACCGGGCACGUAGAGGUGCGGGUUUUGUCCAUGUGUCAGACUAGCCGUGUGCAACAGGUGAUUUUCUACAUCAUCAUAAAGCGGUGUGAACAUGUUUGGCCUCCUUACAGAUUCCUUCUGUUUUUGCUGCUUUUUUUUUUUUUUUUGCAAGUUUCAGAUCAUCAAACUAAUUUUAAUAUUGGACUAAGAUAACUUGAAAUACAAAAACCGGUUUUCAGUUUAUUUCAGACAUUAAAAGCUGAAAAUCUGUCCAAACUGAACUGGCUCUAUAGGGGGAAAAGUAAUUGCCCCCCAUGUUAAGUAAUGAAUUUAUUAGAAAUCUGAGCUCAGUUUCACAAGCCUGAUUAUAACCUGACCUACAGAUAUAGUAAAUAAUUCAAACAGAGCCUCUCUGAUGACUAAAAUUUUUCAAAAAGCUAAACAUCUGCUUAGAAAAAAAAAACUAAAACGGUUGAAAAACAAAUUCCUUAACAUCUAUCAGUCUGGAAAGAUUUACAAAGCCAUUUCUUAGACGUCAGUGAGUCAAUAAAAAAAAAACAAUGGUCACCUUCCCAGGAGAAGUCUGUCACUGAAAAUUACCAGGAGCUCAUCUGCGCUUCAACCAGGAGGUCGCGUAAAUCACAAGAACACCUAAAGCACUCGCUUUCCUCAGAUCAGGUCAGAAUUCAUGAUUCAUAUGCCAACAUUACAGCUGAGCUGACCCAAAAGAACCUCAAAGGUUAGUUUCUGUAUUACCAAAAAAGUAACACCUUGAUGAUCUGCAAGAAAGAAAAUAUUUUGUGGGCAGACGAGACAAAGGGGGGGGGGGCUCCUUUUUGGAAGGUGUGGGUCGUGUUAAAACUCGUUAAAACCAACAAGAGUUCAGAAACCGAACAUCAGACAGUCAAAUGUGGUUCAGAGAUAAUCUGGGGCCGCUUUGGUUCCUCAAGACGAUUUGUCCUGAUUAAAAUCAUAAAUUUUGCUCUACCAGAACAUCCUGCAGGAGAAAGUCCAGCCGUAAGUACAGAACCUGAAGCCCAAGCACGCUUUGGUUCUGCAGCUGGACAGCGAUCCAAAGCACAGCAGCAAGGCCACCUCUGAAUGACGCAAAAAUCAAAGUCUUGCAGUGGUCUAGAUCAUUUCAGAUGCUGCAGUAUGACUUUAAACAUGACUAAAUAAAACAUUUGAGCAAAAGGCGGAUGGGUCAGAAUUGCUCCACAGUGAUGCUAAAGAUUGCCUGUCGCUGCAAACUCCUGGUGUCUGGUGUUGCUCUUAAGGGCGUUAGCUUAGGGUCCGCUGCUUUCCCCAUAGUGCCAAGUUGGUUUGGAUAGCUUUUGCCUCCCAAUGAAUGAAAUAAUCAUUUGAAAACUGCUUUUUGUACUUAUUUGGGUUAUAUUUGUCCAACAUGUGACAAAAAAAGAGCAAAAACAGUAGAAAUCCCCCCAACACUAAGCAUUACUAACUGGGUGUUCAUGGUUAAUGCUUCUCCAUGUUUAAUUUCUCCUUUCUCUUGUAGCCAUAACUAUCACUUAUAUGCCAAGAAAGAAAAUAAACUUGUGGAUGAA
Fundulus heteroclitus (mummichog) is the source of this 3691-nucleotide messenger RNA. Its product is annotated as STAM-binding protein-like A. Gene Ontology annotation, molecular function: K63-linked deubiquitinase activity; metal-dependent deubiquitinase activity; protein binding. NCBI's taxonomy places the organism in Eukaryota, Metazoa, Chordata, Actinopteri, Cyprinodontiformes, Fundulidae. Gene Ontology annotation, biological process: protein K63-linked deubiquitination. The transcript is spliced from 10 exons. Gene Ontology annotation, cellular component: cleavage furrow; endosome. The coding region runs from base 162 to 1469 and encodes 435 amino acids. The record is from RefSeq and is a predicted model, not a curated record.